This is a messenger RNA of Triplophysa dalaica, 3118 nucleotides long. RefSeq names its product ADP-ribosylation factor-like 8 (gene arl8). Gene Ontology annotation, cellular component: cytoplasm; trans-Golgi network. NCBI's taxonomy places the organism in Eukaryota, Metazoa, Chordata, Actinopteri, Cypriniformes, Nemacheilidae. The coding region runs from base 497 to 1036 and encodes 179 amino acids. Gene Ontology annotation, biological process: intracellular protein transport; vesicle-mediated transport; protein localization to Golgi membrane. The record is from RefSeq and is a predicted model, not a curated record. Gene Ontology annotation, molecular function: GTP binding; GTPase activity. The transcript is spliced from 6 exons.
UGUGAUACUCGGGGUGGAAGUGUUAACGUCACGAUCCAGGCACACAAAUGUAACCUAACACUAAUGGGGGAUGGUGUGUGUGUACUAAGAGAGUGUGCGUGUAUCAUUUAUCCAGCAGCUCUCCGGAACUCAAGUUUGCUCCCCUGAGCUCCUCCUGAGCACAUACACGCCUGUAACCGGACAGAAGGGCCAGUCGUGCGGUUAUUCUUUAAAUGUGGACGAGAUCACAGAGCUCUGGGAAGUGAAGAGGCUUGUGUUUGGGGCUGGAGAUGCAUCCGCAUCUGUCUCACAUCUGAUCUGAAGUGUUUACUUAUGCUAACAGACAGUCGACAUCAUGCUCGCGCGGACAUCGGCGCGUGCUGAGUAACAAUGAGCCAAACGUCACGAGCGGAUUUAUGAAAAGAGAAAUAACGGCUUUCGGGGACUGUUACUGUUACUUUAGGCCUCUGCGCUAAACUUACAGUCGCUGGCCGAUAUCGCUCCUCCGCGAAGAGAAAUGGGUCUGAUAUUCGCCAAAUUAUGGAGUUUCUUUUGUAAUCAAGAACACAAGGUGAUUAUUGUGGGACUAGACAAUGCUGGGAAGACCACUAUACUUUAUCAAUUUUUAAUGAAUGAGGUGGUGCACACCUCACCUACAAUUGGCAGUAAUGUAGAAGAAAUUGUGGUUAAGAAAACACACUUCCUGAUGUGGGAUAUUGGUGGUCAGGAAAGUCUCCGCUCUUCCUGGAACACCUACUACUCCAACACAGAGUUCAUCAUACUGGUUGUGGACAGUACUGACAGAGAGAGACUAGCCAUUUCAAAAGAAGAGCUUUACAGAAUGCUCGCUCACGAGGACCUGCGCAAGGCUGCCGUGUUGAUCUUUGCUAAUAAACAAGACAUGAAGGGAUGUAUGUCCGCAGCAGAGAUUUCCAAAUACUUGACCCUCAGCUCCAUCAAAGAUCAUCCGUGGCACAUUCAGUCCUGCUGUGCGCUAACUGGAGAAGGGUUGUGUCAGGGUUUAGAGUGGAUGACCUCAAGGGCUGGACUCAGAUAGCCACCAGUUCUUCAUGUUGGACUGAUUGACCAUUAGUGGCAUCACAGACUCAUCCCAUUGGCUGCUUAUGUUUUUCUUUUAAAUCUCUUUAUCAGAAUUGACGCUUUGCAGCUGGACUCUCUGGACACCUACCUCAGCUGGGAUUUAUCCGUUCUGUUUUGACGACCUUGUUGAUCAUACUAUGUCAGGCUAGACUGGAUGUCGUAAUCGGAGAAAGAGAGAAGAAAAUAUUUCUGCUUGAUAAGAGAGACACUGGUGUGUGUUUGCGAUGAGAGGGAUAUUUUUGGGGUGUUUUUUACACUCGGGGGGUUUUAGGAAUUCACUGGAUGGUUAUAUUGUUAAUCGUGUUGAAUGUUAAUUCUUAAAGUCUACGGGGUUGAAAUUAUUUGAAAGGGUAUGUUCUCUAAUUGGUUGAGUCAUUUGUGCCAUUGGUACCCAGCAACAUCACUACAUAUCAUGGAAGCAUCAAAGCAUAUCAGAUCAUAAUGUGCAUAAUACCUCAGUCAUUCGGUGCUGUUACUAUUUUGAACAUGGGUUUUGCAUCUUCAAAUAUAAUUUAUGUAAGAUGCAAUUAAAAAAGGGUGCCAUCAUUGUUAGAUGUGCAAUUGGGUAAAUGUGUUCAUUGCUGUAACAUAAGGCAAUAUGGCUUUUUGUCUGUCAUGCGUUUGUGGUGUUUUUAUUUUCUGAUGUAUUUUGUCUGUUACAAAAGCAUUUGCUAUGAGCAUCCAACAAAAGCUGUUACUCACUGCUGUUUAAGAAAGAGCCCAUCACUGCAGAUAAACUAGCAUGUUUUUGUCACUGUAUGUUUUUACGGUUAAAUAACUUCUCUCCUUGAUAGAGGGUGGUUAUAUUAUUAUUGUCACUUUCAUGAGGAAAUAAUGUUGAAGAGUAAUUCAGUGAGGAAACUACCAGUAUUAUAGUUUUAUAAACAUAUUGUUUCCCCCUAGAAUCGUGGUGCAAAUAAUUCACUAUGAAUGAUCUGAGUGAUGUGAUGUCUUCAUAGGUCAACCAAGUUGUAACUGUUGCUAAUUUUUGUUGCUAUAUAAACGAAUGGCAUUUUAUUAAUACUUUAACAAGUCCUGAACAUUUUAAAUCGUUGAUUUUGUAUUAUCUUUGCUGUUACAAUAUGAGUGCAUGAGCACUUGUGCAGAUAUAAUUUACAUGGUGAUUUUGCCAAUUCUGGUUCAUGAAAACUGUCAUGUGUGUUUUAAUUGAUUUUUUGCAAUGCACUGUGCUUUGUUAAGGGAAACUUGCAAGAUCUGUAUGCAGUGACUACAAAUUGGUGCUAUUGGCUGCAUUAUUAUUUUUAUUGGCUGCUGAUGUAAGGUAUGUCGUAUUGCUUGCUUGUGCUUUCUACCUUUCUCUCUUAUUUGCAAUGGGGAUUCUUUUGGGGGUCUUUGAGGCACUACCUUUCUUUUGCUAUUCUACUUUUAUAUAUCUUAAAUAUAACUUCUCUCACAGAGGCUUCUCACAUUGGAAAGGGGAAUUAGAUGAAACAGCACUGAAAUGAAUUACGGCUUCUGUGACAUUUUGCUUUAAAGACCAGUUUUGGGCGGAUUUAUGUAAACCAUGAUCUCCGAUCAAGUUUGUCUUUGCUUUUUGAUUAUACACAAUUGCAUACUUAAUUCAUUUUACGAUACUAUAUUAAAUGGUGUUAAUUUUGACAAAACUAUUCUAAAGUAAAAAUGUGACUUAUCCAGCAGGAUGGCAAUGACAUGUUGCAGCAUGACAUGUUUGUUCAGAGAAAUGCAAUUUUCACUUUCAAUACUGAAGUUCAAAGUGAAUGCAUUGAGUCAUGAGAUGUGCCAUUUCUAAAUGAGCACGCAAUGUCUGUAGCAUCUUUCAUAAUUCUUAUAGUUUUGUAAUAAAAGCUUUUAUUUUGAAAUCUGAAUUAUCUUAUUGUAUUAUUUGUUUUAACGCUGGUUUUAAGCGUCUCAAAUGUUGUUUAUAUUAAGGACACGUAUGUUGGUUCAAUGUAGAUCUAAAACAGUGUAUGUCAGCCCUCUUCCUCCUAUUGUCAUUAACACUAUUUGAAGGACCAUCUUCUAGAGCUUGGCACAACAAGAAAGAUGUGUAUUCAUU